AUAGAACUGUAUUUCCUGUAGCUCUUACGAAGGUCUUUGGAGUGGUGAAUUUGUGGUGUGUCGGACACACGUGGUGGUUAAUUGUGAUUUGUGUUUCAACGCAUUUUAAUUUUUUGUAAUUAUUCUUCGUAAGAGCAGUGUCAACACGUUUGCAUAAUGGCUGCAGUGUCUGCUAAGAAACCCUCGUCAAAAAAGCAACAUAUUCGAGGUAAAGGCAUAAAGAAGAAGAAGGUUACUCUUAAGUUCACUGUGGAUUGUGCCCACCCUGUUGAGGACAAUAUCAUGGAUGUCGCAAAUUUCGAGAAGUACCUUCAGGAACGCAUUAAAGUCAACGGAAAAACCAAUAAUUUUGGGAACAACGUGUCUCUGGAGAGAAACAAAGCGAAAGUUUCCAUUAAUUCUGAUGUACCCUUUUCGAAGAGAUACUUGAAGUACCUCACCAAAAAAUACUUGAAGAAAAAUAAUUUGAGGGAUUGGCUGAGAGUUGUCGCCAACGGCAAAGACACUUACGAAUUGAGGUACUUCCAGAUAAACAGCCAAGAAGACGAGGAAGAAGAAGAUAACGAUUAAAUGUAUGUGUAAAUUUUUGUAAGAUCAAUAUUGUGAGUGCCACGGUUUUCCCUGGCGUUAAAGUGGAAUAAAGUAUCUAAUGUGAA
Molecule: messenger RNA, 656 nt
Organism: Schistocerca serialis cubense
Lineage: Eukaryota; Metazoa; Arthropoda; Insecta; Orthoptera; Acrididae
Product: 60S ribosomal protein L22-like
Exons: 2
Coding region: 157-570 (137 amino acids)
Biological process (GO): cytoplasmic translation
Cellular component (GO): ribosome
Molecular function (GO): structural constituent of ribosome; RNA binding
Source: RefSeq, a predicted model, not a curated record